AUGCAAGGGAUUGCGAGGUUAGUUAUACCGAAGAGUAAGGACGAGCUCUCGGCAUUCGUUUGCAUGAUGGCUUGGUGGAGCUGUACCAUUCCGGGCUUGAGCGGCCGGUUGGCUCCUCUUACCAAUCAGACCAAAGAAGGGGUUCGUUUCGAUAUGAAUCUGGAGUGCCAGAUAGCUUACUCGGAUUGCAUGUUUCUUCUAACCAACGGUAUUAGCCUGUAUGCGCCGGAACCAGAGGAAGAGCUUCAUGGUUAUCCGGAUGCUAGCGAGGUGGCCUUGGAGGAAACCUUAAUGAUACAAAGGGCGCCGAAGGAGGUGCUUCGCUUGGGAGGUGAGAUUCGUGGUUGGGCUGACGAGAUGGAGCGACAGAGACUUCAUAGGAAAGGUGUUAAUCCUUGGCGUAUGAUCGGGCGGUCUAACAUUAGAAUGAUGCACAGGUUCGGUACUGGUGGCCCACCUCGAAGGGAUGGAUGCCCAAUAAACAGAGCCUCUCGUGCGAUGGAACAAAUAAGGGAAAAGAGCUGUCUCUUCAAAUUGCCAACAUCAAUGAAGAAUUACGAACUUGCGGCUACCGAGUUUCUGAUAAGCAAGACUAUCUUCAUGAACAUGCGGUCGGUGUAUGUGUUUGUCAUCCAUUCGGAUCACAAGGCGCUCACGUCGCUGUUGAAGGGUGAGCCGGUUUCACCGGAUACUUUGUCCAUCAAGAAGAUCGCUUGGAUCCAAAGUGGUAACGGUUGGACGCGAACGAUGGCCAGGUCUGGAGUUCGACUUGUUUGCGACCAAGGAGAACACACAUUUGCCCAUUGCGCUUCUGAUGAAGAGGGAGGGGGCACAUGGGCGGAGACGGUCGCUAUAGUGCCGGUUUGGUCGGGAGCUACCUGGUUUUCGACAUAUUGUGCCAUACUUAGCGAAGCGCCGAUCGUGGUACCUCCUGAGGCAGAUACGUUCUUUGGAGAGCAUGGUCAGCCUCUUGAACCUCCGUCAUGGGGAUGUUGCUUGAUUGGUCGAAUACAGAGCGCCUGCGUGAAACCUCUGCAGUAUCCACCGCAGAGUUUCGGGAAUACUUUAGGUUUCCAGCGCCGGCCGUUCGGAAUGCGUAAUCUCUACGGGCCUACCAUACCAUGUAUGACCGUGUUAACGCGGGUAGAGCAAAGUAACUCAAACAAGGAGAGACGGAAACCAGUGAUGGCGAUGCAUUGCGUGCUGAGCUCCGUCGGCAAGCGGUUGAACGAGAAGAUGAGUAUGAACAACGUGUGCGUCCUUUACAGGGAGCCUGUGUUUGCAAAGAUUAUGACGUUGCAAGAACCAGAGGAUCAGAUAGAUGAACAGUUGGAUGCAGUUUCGACCCAGGACACGGAUAUGCACACUGCUGCAGGUAAGGACUUUCAGGUAGGUGUGGUGAUGCCUUCUCCGGUCGUGAAUUUGGUCGAUGAGUUCGAGAUUACUGACCAUGAUCGUGUUUUGAAUGAUGUUCUUAUGGUGACUUGCGAUACAAGUAGUCCAUUAAAAGACCUAUUGGUUGGCCAGGGGCCAGUCGUGUCGGAUGCGCCGUGUGCACCGUUUUCGUUGGUGGGGUUUCAAAGCUCAGGGACACCUUGGCUAGCACGGGGUCAGCUUCUUUGCAUGAACCGUUUGUAA
Messenger RNA from Sphaeroforma arctica JP610, 1638 nucleotides. RefSeq lists its product as hypothetical. The record is from RefSeq and is a predicted model, not a curated record. The transcript has 3 exons. NCBI's taxonomy places the organism in Eukaryota, Ichthyosporea, Ichthyophonida. The coding region runs from base 1 to 1638 and encodes 545 amino acids.